UUGAAGCGCGGCUUGAUUCGCUGGAAAAAAGGAGGCAGUAUGACGGGCGGGCGGGCGGUGUUCUUGGGAUUUUUUGGCAUAUACCGCAGUCAGGUUCGGCGGCGGGCGGCGUUCACACUCUCCUCAGCUUUGUGCUAUAUAUCUGUAUCAUACACGCGACACGAUUGUACAACAUCUGGAGGUGUCUCUAUGGAAACAUGA
Molecule: messenger RNA, 201 nt
Organism: Bipolaris victoriae FI3
Lineage: Eukaryota; Fungi; Ascomycota; Dothideomycetes; Pleosporales; Pleosporaceae
Exons: 1
Source: RefSeq, a predicted model, not a curated record